AUGACUAACGAAAACGUCUGGAUAGAAAAGUUGGACAACCCAACCCUUUCAGUGUUACCACACGACUUCUUACGCCCACAACAAGAACCCUAUACAAGACAGGCUACAUAUUCGCUACAGUUACCCCAACUAGAUGUACCUCACGAAACAUUUUCCAACAAAUACGCUGUCGCUUUGAGUGUAUGGGCAGCUUUGUUAUAUAGGGUGACAGGCGAUGAUGAUAUUGUUCUUUAUAUCGCUAAUAACAAAAUCUUAAGAUUCAACAUUCUGCCAACAUGGACAUUUAAUGAAUUGUAUUCCGCAAUUAUUACCGAGUUAAGUCAACUCGAAUCUAUCAAAGCUGAUUUUUCUUUUGAUGAUCUGGCUGAAAAAAUUCAAAGCUAUCAAGAUCUGGAAAGAACCCCUCAAUUAUUCCGUUUGGCUUUUCUGGAAAACCAGGAUUUCAAUUUAGACCAAUUCAAACAUCAUUUAGUGGACUUUGCUUUGAAUUUGGAAACUAAAAAUAAUACACAUGUUCUAAAUUUAAUCUAUAAUAGCUUGCUGUACUCAAAUGAGAGAGUAACCAUUGUCGCAGACCAAUUUACUCAAUAUUUGACUGCUGCGAUAAGUGACCCAUCCAAUUGCAUAACAAAAAUUUCUCUGAUUACCGUUUCAUCUAAGAGCAGCCUACCUGAUCCAACAAAAGAGUUAGGCUGGUGUGAUUUUGUAGGUUGUAUUCACGACAUUUUCCAAGAUAAUGCAGAAGCCUUCCCAGAGAGAACCUGUGUCGUAGAAACUCCAACGCUAAAUUCUGAUAAGUCUCGUUCUUUCACUUAUCAGGAUAUCAAUCGUACUUCUAACAUAGUCGCCCAUUAUUUAAUCAAGACAGGUAUCAAAAGAGGUGAUGUAGUGAUGAUCUACUCUUCCAGAGGUGUGGAUUUAAUGGUAUGUGUUAUGGGUGUCUUGAAAGCUGGAGCAACUUUUUCAGUUAUCGAUCCAGCUUAUCCCCCAGCUAGGCAAACAAUUUACUUAGGUGUGGCCAAACCACGUGGGUUGAUUGUUAUUAGAGCUGCUGGUCAAUUGGAUCAACUAGUUGAAGAUUAUAUCAGCGAAGAAUUAGAAAUUGUUUCAAGAAUCAAUUCUAUCGCUAUUCAAGAGAACGGUACCAUUGAAGGUGGGAAAUUGGGUGAAAGCGAUGACGUUUUGAUUCCAUAUGAACAUUUCAAAGACACUAGAACAGGUGUCGUGGUCGGCCCGGACUCUAACCCAACCCUGUCUUUUACAUCUGGCUCUGAAGGUAUUCCUAAAGGUGUUCUCGGUAGACAUUUCUCCCUGGCCUAUUAUUUCAAUUGGAUGUCCAAAAAGUUCAAUUUAUCAGAAAACGAUAAAUUUACAAUGCUGAGCGGUAUUGCGCAUGAUCCAAUCCAAAGAGAUAUGUUUACACCAUUAUUUUUAGGUGCGCAAUUGUAUGUUCCUACUCAGGAUGAUAUUGGUACGCCGGGUCGUCUAGCAGAAUGGAUGAGUAAAUAUGGAUGCACAGUCACUCAUUUAACCCCUGCUAUGGGUCAAUUACUUACUGCACAGGCCACAACACCAUUUCCUAAGUUACAUCACGCAUUUUUUGUGGGUGACAUUUUAACUAAACGUGACUGUUUGAGAUUACAGACCUUGGCAGAGAACUGUCGUAUCGUCAAUAUGUACGGUACAACUGAAACACAGCGUGCAGUUUCUUAUUUUGAAGUUAAAUCGAAGAAUGAUGAUCCAAACUUCUUGAAAAAAUUGAAGGAUGUCAUGCCUGCAGGUAAAGGUAUGUUGAACGUUCAGCUGUUGGUUGUUAACAGGAAUGAUCGUACUCAAAUAUGUGGUAUUGGUGAGAUUGGUGAGAUAUAUGUUCGCGCAGGUGGAUUAGCUGAAGGUUACAGAGGAUUACCAGAACUGAAUAAAGAAAAAUUUGUGAACAACUGGUUUGUUGAGAAAAACCAUUGGGAAUAUUUGAAUAAGGAUAACGGUGAACCUUGGAGGCAAUUCUGGUUAGGUCCAAGAGAUAGAUUAUACAGAACUGGUGAUCUUGGUCGCUACUUACCAAACGGUGAUUGUGAAUGUUGUGGUAGAGCUGAUGAUCAAGUUAAAAUUCGUGGGUUUAGAAUCGAAUUAGGAGAAAUAGAUACACACAUUUCUCAACAUCCAUUAGUAAGAGAAAACAUCACAUUAGUUCGCAAAAAUGAAGACAAUGAACCAACUCUGAUCACAUUUAUGGUUCCCAGAUUUGAUAAGCCUGAAGACUUAUCUAAAUUCCAAAGUGAUGUUCCAGAGGAAGUUGCAACAGAUCCAAUAGUGAAAGGCCUAGUCGGUUACCAUCUUUUAUCCAAGGAUAUCAAAACUUUUUUAAAAAAGAGGUUAGCCAGUUAUGCUAUGCCUUCCUUAAUUAUAAUCAUGGAUAAGCUACCACUGAACCCUAACGGUAAGGUUGACAAACCUAAACUGCAGUUUCCAUCUCGCAAACAACUAAAUUUGGUUGCUGAGAAUACAGUUUCUGAAAUAGAUGAUUCUCAAUUCACUAGUAUUGAGCGCGAGGUUAAGGACUUAUGGUUAGGUAUAUUACCUACUAUUCCAGCAUCUGUAUCACCUGAUGAUUCUUUUUUUGAUUUGGGUGGACAUUCUAUCUUAGCUACUAAGAUGAUUUUUACCUUGAAAAAAAAGUUACAGAUUGAUUUGCCAUUGGGAACAAUUUUUAAAUAUCCAACCAUAAAAGCCUUUGCCGCAGAAAUCGGCAGGAUUAAAUCAUCUGAUGGAUCAUCUCAGAGAGAAGUUGAAGAGAUUGUUACUGCAAACUAUGCAGAAGAUGCCAAAAAAUUGGUUGAAACACUACCAAGCUCUUAUCCUUCCCGUAAGUGUUUUGUUGAACCUAAUAGUGUUGAGGGUAAGACAACAAUUAAUGUUUUCGUUACCGGUGUAACAGGAUUCUUGGGCUCCUAUAUUCUUGCAGAUUUGUUGCAACGUUCCCAAAAUAAUUAUAGUUUCAGAGUUUUUGCUCACGUAAGGGCUAAAGAUGAAAGAUCUGCACUUGAAAGAUUACAGAAGGCAGGGAUUACUUACGGAACUUGGAAUGAAAAGUUCACCUCGAAUAUUGAGGUUGUAUUAGGUGAUCUAUCGAAAAGUCAGUUUGGUCUUUCCGAUGAGAAAUGGACGGAUUUAGCGAACACCAUUGAUGUGAUUAUUCAUAACGGUGCGUUAGUCCACUGGGUUUAUCCUUAUGCGAAACUGAGGGAAGCGAAUGUUAUUUCAACUAUCAAUGUUAUGAGCUUAGCAGCCGUCGGAAAGCCAAAGUUUUUUGACUUUGUUUCCUCUACUUCCACUCUUGAUACCGAGUACUACUUUAAUCUGUCAGAUAAACUUGUUGGCGAAGGGAAGCCAGGCGUUUUAGAAUCUGACGAUUUGAUGAAUUCUGCAAGCGGACUCACUGGUGGAUAUGGUCAAUCCAAGUGGGCUGCAGAGUACAUCAUUAGACGUGCAGGUGAAAGGGGGUUACGUGGAUGCAUUGUCAGACCCGGUUAUGUAACAGGUGCCUCAGCUAAUGGUUCUUCAAAUACAGAUGAUUUCUUACUAAGAUUUUUGAAAGGUUCAGUUCAGCUGGGCAAGAUCCCAAAUAUUAAAAACUCUGUAAAUAUGGUUCCUGUAGACCAUGUUGCCCGUGUUGUUGUUGCUACAUCUUUGAAUCCUCCAAAGGAGAAUGAAUUGGCCGUUGCUCAAGUAACAGGUCAUCCAAGAAUAUUAUUCAAAGACUACCUAUAUACUUUACACGCUUAUGGUUAUGAUGUCGAAGUGGAAAGCUAUUCUGAGUGGAAGAAGUCAUUGGAAGCAUCUGUUAUUGACAGGAAUGAAGAUAAUGCCUUGUAUCCUUUACUACACAUGGUUUUAGAUAACUUACCUGAGAGUACCAAGGCUCCCGAACUGGACGAUAGAAACGCAGUGAUGUCUUUGAAGAAGGACAUCGCGUGGUCAGGUGUUGAUUGGUCCAAUGGAAUGGGAGUCACUUCAGAAGAGGUUGGUAUUUAUAUUGCAUUUUUGAACAAGGUUGGAUUUUUACCUCCACCAACUCAUAAUGACAAACUUCCACUUCCAAGUGUAGAAUUAACUCAGGCGCAAAUAAGUCUAGUGGCUUCAGGCGCUGGUGCUCGUGGAAGUUCCGCAGCUGCUUAA
This is a messenger RNA of Saccharomyces mikatae IFO 1815, 4179 nucleotides long. RefSeq names its product L-aminoadipate-semialdehyde dehydrogenase (gene LYS2). The transcript has a single exon. The record is from RefSeq and is a predicted model, not a curated record. Gene Ontology annotation, biological process: L-lysine biosynthetic process. Lineage: Eukaryota; Fungi; Ascomycota; Saccharomycetes; Saccharomycetales; Saccharomycetaceae. Bases 1 to 4179 code for a protein of 1392 amino acids. Gene Ontology annotation, molecular function: phosphopantetheine binding; L-aminoadipate-semialdehyde dehydrogenase [NAD(P)+] activity.